This is a messenger RNA of Scaptodrosophila lebanonensis, 1123 nucleotides long. RefSeq names its product charged multivesicular body protein 5 (gene Vps60). NCBI's taxonomy places the organism in Eukaryota, Metazoa, Arthropoda, Insecta, Diptera, Drosophilidae. Bases 216 to 896 code for a protein of 226 amino acids. Gene Ontology annotation, biological process: vesicle budding from membrane; late endosome to vacuole transport via multivesicular body sorting pathway. The transcript is spliced from 6 exons. Gene Ontology annotation, cellular component: multivesicular body. The record is from RefSeq and is a predicted model, not a curated record.
UGCUCGUUUCGCAACACCAGUUGCGCGCUCACCCCUAAGACUUAUCGGCGAAUAUUCGAUUGCAGCCGUCGAUAUCAACUAUUGGCAGCCAUUGCAUCUCUAGCAAAGCAGCUGUUUACAAACGAGAAAAAAUUAGUCAUCAGACAACACUUAAUGUAAAUUGUGGAAAAAUCGCUUGUUCUUAAUUGUUGUUUCAAUACAAAACAAACUCAGAAAUGAAUCGUCUAUUUGGUCGUGGCAAACCCAAGGAGCCGGGACCGAGUCUCAACGACUGCAUUGCGGGCGUCGAUGCACGCGCCACCAACAUUGAGGAGAAGAUAGCGAAGCUGGAAACAGAGCUCAGAAAGUACCGAGAACAAAUGUCGAAGAUGCGCGAAGGUCCUGCUAAGAAUUCCGUCAAACAAAAGGCGCUGCGAGUGCUGAAGCAAAAGAAGGCCUAUGAACAACAAGCCGAAUCUCUGCGCAACCAAUCCUUUAAUAUGGAGCAGGCCAACUACGCCGCCCAAUCGCUCAAGGAUACACAAGCCACUGUCGCAGCCAUGAAGGAUGGCGUGAAGCAAAUGAAGACCGAAUACAAAAAGAUCAACAUCGAUCAAAUCGAGGAUAUUCAAGACGACAUGGCCGACAUGUUCGAGCAGGCCGACGAAGUGCAGGAAGCGCUGGGACGCACCUAUGGCAUGCCUGAGGUCGACGACGAUGAUUUGCAAGCCGAGCUCGAUGCCUUGGGCGAUGAAAUGGCACUUGACGACGACUCCAGCUAUUUGGAUGACGUCGUGAAGGCGCCAGAAGCGCCAGAUAAGGAGCCAGGUGCCGAUAGCUUGGUACCAGGGAAGAGCGCUAUCGAGACGGAUGAAUUCGGCUUGCCCAAGGUACCGACCUCAUUGAAGACCACAUAGGCGAUAGCCGACCACUCAGGCGCGCAAACAAGUUGAAUACAUUUUUGUCCUUUCCAUUCAAAUGAGAGGAGAGAGUGAAGUGUGGAGACCGCGUUUUUCGGCGUUUAUGAUGUAUUAAAAGAUUUUUAAGUUUUUCCACUGCUAUUUAAAUUUGUAAGCAUUUUGUGCAAAGCGAAUAAGCGAUUAAAAGGAUAAUGCGUAAGAUAAUAAAAAAAUAUGCCAUUUGA